AUGUCCACCGAGGGAGACAAGCAAUAUUGGGAUAAGAAGGCUCCAUCAUAUGCCCAGUCCCCCGUCGCCGAUGAAGCUGGCUAUCAGCGCACAUUGGAAAAGACACGGAGCCUGCUGAAGCCAACCGAUACGGUUCUUGAGCUUGGCUGCGGAACAGGUUCUACGGCGCUGAAGCUCGCCGAUGCCGUCAAGAGCUACCUUGGAUCCGACAUUUCUCGUGAGAUGGUCAAGAUCGCCAUUGAGAAGCAGACAGCCGAGGAGGCAAAACAUCCUGGUCUCUCAUUCUGCGCUGCGACGGCCGAAGAGCUCGCUGCAAAGCCAGUGCGAUUUACCACUAUCCUGGGCUUCAAUUAUCUGCACCUGGUCUCUGAUGUCGCGGCCACUCUGAAGGCGACACACUCCCUCCUUGAGGAUGGGGGCCAGCUCAUAACGAAGACACCGUGCCUGGGUGAUAUGAACUUUCUUCUCCGAUGGGGAGUUCCGGUUGUACGAUUGUUUGGCGUUGGGCCAACUGUCACUAUUUUCACUGAGACGGAGCUCUCCAGGCUGCUUCGGGAUGCAGACUUUGAGAUUCUUGAGGCAGAGAAGCACGCGUCAAAAGGCGAUGACAGUCGGCCAUUUAUUGUGGCCCGCAAGAAGUGA
This is a messenger RNA of Clonostachys rhizophaga, 642 nucleotides long. The record is from the annotation of a GenBank genome assembly. Lineage: Eukaryota; Fungi; Ascomycota; Sordariomycetes; Hypocreales; Bionectriaceae.